CUUGCCCACGAUAGUACCUCAGAGACUAUUACAUUCAUCAGCACAGGGGCGUCGUCACCCCUAGAAACAGAACAUGGACAAGAUCGAAGCAUUUGAAGGCCUCCCCGCCUAUACCAGAACAGAUCAAUAUGCAGUACAGCAUCGCCGAAGACGACUGAGGCGUCGAGUGUUGAGAUUCAGCGUUCUGGCAUCAGGUCUACUCUCUACGGAUAGACUUCAAGAGGACUAUGCCACCUGUGCCAAGCUGCGGACGAAGCCAGAGGAUCCAAGCGGACAUCGCAAUGUCAGUGCCCGAUAUGUUGAGGGAGUGAAACCGGUUCUCAUUCAGAAUGCCACCGUCUGGACAGGCGAGCCAGAUGCGGACACUGGAAACUACUCGUGGGCUCGACUCGACGUAUUACUCCAGUACGGGCUAAUUCAGAAAGUGAGCGAGCAUAUCAGCAAGGAUGAAUUGCCUGAUGAAUAUGAUCUCGUGGAAGCCGCGGGGAGACAACUCACUUCUGGCAUCAUUGAUAUGCAUUCGCAUACUGGCGUAGACUCCUUGCCUGAUCUGCAAGGUAAUGAUGACACAAAUGAACUAUCCAAGGAUAUCACACCAUAUGUUCGCAGUCUCGACGGGUUCAAUCCACUUGACCCUCAAUUCCAGGUCAUCAAGUCUGGUGGAGUCACGACCUCUUUGAUCCUUCCAGGCAGUGGGAACAACAUCGGAGGCGAGGCCUUUGUUGUCAAACACGCUGUUGGCAAAGCAAAUGGCAGACCGGAGCUCAGCAUAGAGAGUUUGCUUGCCGAUCCAGACCGUAAUCAUAGAUACAUCAAAAUGGCCUGCGGAGAGAACGCGAAAAGAGUCUAUGGUAAAGCGGGAAGAAACUUUGGGCCAUUUUCCAGACUUGGUGAAGCGUGGGAGUUUCGACAUGCAUUUGAGCAGGCUGCUGCUCUCAAGAAUUCGCAAGAUGACUGGUGCGCGACCGCAGAUGCUGUUGGUGCGGAGAAGAUGACUACAUAUCUUCCCAAAGACCUUCAGUGGGAAACACUAGCCGCGGUCCUGCGAGGGCAAGUCAUGGUCAACACUCACUGCUAUACCAUUCCGGAUCUCGAGUCCUUCAUCGGCUAUACGAAUGAGUUCAAGUUCCCAGUCCGAGCUUUUCACCACGCGCAUAGUACAUAUCUGAUUCCUGAUGUGCUGAAAAGAGCCUAUGGUGGACGAGCCCCCGCAGCCGCACUCUUUGCCGACAACAUGAACUACAAGGCCGAGGCGUACGUCGCAUCAGAGCAAGCGGGCAAGAUCCUCUACGACGAGGGCAUUACUCCAGUGUACGUCAGCGAUAACCCCGUCAUCAAUGCGCAACAUGUGGUCUUUGAAGCAGCGAAGGCACAUCGUUAUGGGCUUCCUUACCAUGCUGCACUCGCAGGAGUGACCAGCGCACCAGCGGAGUUGCUGGGACUGGGCUCACGCAUCGGAAAAGUCAAGUCGGGAUAUGAUGCCGAUGUGACUCUGUGGGAUUCCGAUCCGCUGUCUGUGGGCGCAACACCGGUUCAGGUGUUCAUUGAUGGAGUGCCUCAAUUCAAGGAUCCCGUCGAACUUCAGAAGCCAGUGACGCCUUCGAUGGAGACGACUGACUACCCGGUACUGGUGAAACAGGACAAUCCCGUGAAUAGUGUGGUAUUCACUGGCAUUUCCAAGAUUCAUCUUCCUGGGUUUGAGCACACGAGGGAUCUGCAUGAGAACGCCAGUCUAGUGGUUGCAAAUGGCAAGAUCGUUUGCGCAGGUCCCUGCGAACAUGCCAUAUCAGCGACGAGCAACAUCAUUGCGUUGAGCGACGGCUAUAUCACUCCACCUCUCACAGCAUUUGGAAGCCUUCUCGGCCUCGAAGAGAUUGCAGCCGAGGCAGACACAUCCGAUGGAUCACUUUCCGAAGAUUCCUUCUCGCAUGCCGUAGACGGACUUCGAUUCGAAGGCAAAAACCUCGCAGCAGCAUACAAUCACGGAGUGACCAAAGCCAUCACCGCGCCCAAAUUCGCCGGUACAGAGCACAAAGGCAUCAGUGUCGCAUUCCGCACGGGAGCCAAACACGCUCUGGAAAAACACGCCAUUGUGAAUCCUGCAGUCGCACUGCACUAUACUCUCACCUCGGACGCCAAACAAGGCAAAACUCCCACCAUCUCCAGCGCCAUCGCCGACCUGCGAUCGAAGCUUCUCAACGCCAUUCCCUCGUCCAACGAUACAAAAGGAGGCGAGGAAAAGAAACAGCAGCAACAGCCUCUCCAACCCGAAGACCUCGCUCUAUCCCAAGUCGUCAACGGUACUCUCCCCCUCGUCAUCAGCGUCCACUCAGCCGACACAAUCGCCUCUCUUAUCCGCCUCAAACACGAAAUCGAAUCCGCCAUCAACAUCUCCUCUUCUUCUCCCUCCUCCUCAUCCCCACAACCCAAAAAACUCAACCUCAUCCUCCUCGGCGCAUCCGAAAGCCACCUGCUCGCCCACGAACUCUCCUCCUCUUCCAUCUCCAUCAUUCUCUCCCCCUUAUUCAGCUACGCCACCACCUGGGACCAACGACGCGCGCUUCCAGGAGCUCCACUGAGCAACGGCACGGCAAUAGACGUCUUACACAACGCCGGGGUGCGAGUGGCGAUUGGAGUGGAUGAGGAUUGGGAAGCGCGAGAUUUGUUUUUGCAAGCGGGGAUUGUACAUGCGAAUAGUGGAGGGAAAAUUGGGGAGGAAGAGGCUUUGGAUAUGGUUUCGAGGGGGAUUGAGGAGAUGAUGGGGUUGAAGGGGGAAAGUGGUGGUGGCGAAGAAGAAGAAGAUGAUGAUGAGUUUAGUGAAUUUGUGGUUUUUGAAGGGAAUCCUUUGACGAUUGGGGGUCAGAUUAGAGCUGUGGCGGGAGGGGACGGAGGGGUGAGAAUUUGGUCAUGA
Messenger RNA from Sphaerulina musiva SO2202, 2911 nucleotides. RefSeq lists its product as uncharacterized. Gene Ontology annotation, molecular function: N-acetylglucosamine-6-phosphate deacetylase activity. NCBI's taxonomy places the organism in Eukaryota, Fungi, Ascomycota, Dothideomycetes, Mycosphaerellales, Mycosphaerellaceae. The record is from RefSeq and is a predicted model, not a curated record. The transcript has 2 exons. Bases 74 to 2911 code for a protein of 945 amino acids. Gene Ontology annotation, biological process: N-acetylglucosamine catabolic process.